Lynx canadensis (Canada lynx) is the source of this 1993-nucleotide messenger RNA. RefSeq names its product keratin-associated protein 16-1. The record is from RefSeq and is a predicted model, not a curated record. NCBI's taxonomy places the organism in Eukaryota, Metazoa, Chordata, Mammalia, Carnivora, Felidae. The transcript has 2 exons. The coding region runs from base 1 to 1602 and encodes 533 amino acids. Gene Ontology annotation, cellular component: keratin filament.
AUGUCUGGAAACUGCUGUUCUAGGAAAUGCCCAUCUGUGCCAGGCAUCUCUCUCUGCUCCAGUGAGGUGAGCUGCGGAGGGCCUGUCUGCUUGCCCAGUUCCUGCCGGAGCCAGACAUGGCAACUGGUGACCUGCCAAGAUAGCUGUGGGUCAUCUAGCUGUGGCCCACAGUGCUGUCAGCCUGUCUGUUCUGUGAGCAGCUGUGCCCAGCCUGUGUGCUGUGAGGCCACCAUCUGUGAGCCCCCCUGUGUUGUGAGUAGCUGUGCCCAGCCUGUGUGCUGUGAGGCCACCAUUUGUGAGCCUUCCUGUCCUGUGAGCAGCUGUGCCCAGCCUGUGUGCUGUGAGGCCACCGUCUGUGAGCCCACCUGUUCUGUGAGUAGCUGUGCCCAGCCUGUGUGCUGUGAGGCCACCAUCUGUGAGCCCGCCUGUUCUGUGAGUAGCUGUGCCCAGCCUGUGUGCUAUGAGGCCACCAUCUGUGAGCCCGCCUGUGCCCAGCCUGUGUGCUGUGAGGCCACCAUUUGUGAGCCUUCCUGUCCUGUGAGCAGCUGUGCCCAGCCUGUGUGCUGUGAGGCCCAUUCCUGCCAGCCGGUCCUCUGUGUACCCACUCCCUGCCAGUCCAUCAUCUGUGAGCCCAGCUGCUGCCAGCCAGUCAUCUGUGAGCCCAGCUGCUGUUCAGCUGUCUGCACUGUGCCUAGUUCCUGCCAACCAGUGGUCUGUGAGCCUGUCUGUCAGCCGGUGUGCCCCACGCCUAGCUGCUGUCCAUCUGUCUGCUCUGUGGCUAAUAGCUGUCAGGCUAUCUGCUGUGACUCCAGUCCUUGUGAGCCAUCUUGCUCAGAGCCCAGCAACUGCCAGCCAGCUCGCUGUGUGGCCCUGGUCUGUGAGCCUGUGUGCCUCCGCCCUGUCUGCUGUGUCCCAAGCCCUUGUGAGCCGCCUUGUGUCUCAAGCACUUGCCAAGAGCCCUCUUGUGUCUCCAGCAUCUGCCAACCCAUCUGCUCUGAACCCAACCCCUGCUCAGCAAGUAUCUGUGCACCUACUCCAUGCCAACCUACUUGCUACGUAGUCAAGCGCUGUCGGUCUGUCUGCUGUGAGCCCGUUUCCUGCCCAUCUACCUCCUGCCAACCUCUCUGCUGCCGCCCAGGGUCUUCUGCAUCUGCUAUCUGCCAGCCAACUUGCUCUAGGACUUUCUACAUACCCAGCUCCUGCAAACAGCCUUGCUCUCCUUCGGUUCCUUACCGCCCAAUCUGUCGUCCAAUCUGUCGCCCAAUCUGCUCUGGACACAUUACUUACAGGCAGCCAUAUGUGACAUCCAUCUCCUAUCGCCCUGCCUGCUACCGCCCAUGCCACUCCAUCCUGCGCCGACCAGCCUGUGUCACUUCACUGUCUUACCGUCCGGUCUGCUCCCGCCUGCCUUGUGCUGACUCCUGUAAACGAGAUUGCAAAAAGUCCACUUCCAGCCAACCAGAUUGCACUGACUCAACGACCUGCAAGGCUGAGGUCUCAGAUUCCAGUCCCUGCCAGCCCACUGAGGCCAAACCCACCAGCCCAACCACCCGUGAGGCUGAAGCCACCCCGCCUACUGCCACCAAGCCUGCCGACCACUGAUCUGGCCUCAGCCCACCAAUUCCUGCAAAGCAAACCUCCAGCUGGAGAGAAACCUCGACUGCCCUCCCCAAAGCUCACAACGACUUAGAAUCUUUCUUCACCAUCACUCACCAUCUUCUUACACUUCAAAAAACUCACCAGAAAUUUCAGUAUCCUAAUGGUCCAAAUGCAGGCCCCCUGGGCACUGAGAGGGGGAUCAUCCUGAGCUCCUGCCUGCUGCUGCCAUCAAGCUGAGAAGAGCUGCUUCGCCACGUCAUCUGGAGUCUCUUCCCCAGCGUUAGGUUUUUUUCUGUCCUCAUGCCUGUGUUACCUUGCUGGGUGUGCUCAUGUUCCUUGGGGACAUCUUCCAUGAGAAAAAGAUAUUUCACUGUCCAAUAAAGUGGCUAAGUUG